This is a messenger RNA of Cheilinus undulatus (humphead wrasse), 1818 nucleotides long. Its product is annotated as homeodomain-interacting protein kinase 2-like. Gene Ontology annotation, molecular function: ATP binding; SMAD binding; protein serine/threonine kinase activity. Lineage: Eukaryota; Metazoa; Chordata; Actinopteri; Labriformes; Labridae. Bases 1 to 1818 code for a protein of 605 amino acids. Gene Ontology annotation, cellular component: nucleus; cytoplasm; PML body. The record is from RefSeq and is a predicted model, not a curated record. Gene Ontology annotation, biological process: peptidyl-serine phosphorylation; smoothened signaling pathway; intrinsic apoptotic signaling pathway in response to DNA damage by p53 class mediator. The transcript has 8 exons.
AUGGCCGCCAACAGGAAAUUUAACCUGAAAAGAUUAGUUCAGGGACCAGGAGACGGCAAAAGCCCCCACCAGCUCCCUGACGACUACGAGUUCCUGGAAGUAGUUGGUGAAGGCAGCUACGGGAAAGUGCUGAGGUGUUUUUGCAAAGACACUAAAAGUAAAGUGGCCAUAAAGAUCCCAACAAGGCCAUUUUACUCCAAACCAGAGCUGGCCAUUCUUGAAAAGUUAAUGGCGGAAGGACUGGACCAGCAUAACAUCAUUGCGUGCCAUGGAAGUUACCAGACGAGUCAUGGCACAGCGCUGGUCUUUGAAAACCUGGAUCUCAGCCUGCAGGAACACAUCAUAAAGGACCGUUGUAAACGUAUGCCCCUGAGCGACAUCAGAGCCGUCAUCUCACAGAUGGCCGUAGCUUUGAAAGCAUUGAGGAGCAGCAAGGUGAUCCACACUGAUAUUAAACUGGAUAACAUCAUGUUCGUGGACCAGACGCAACCCUUGAGGGCCAAACUGAUUGACUUUGGACUGGCCAUGAGAAGCUCUUCAGUUCGGCCGGGGAUGAUGGCGCAGGCAGUUUGUUACAGGGCUCCAGAGGUGUUUUUAGGACUUCCCUUCACGGAGGCCAUCGACAUGUGGGCUCUGGGCUGCGUCCUGUUCACUAUGCUCUUCCGCCGGCUGCUGAUUGAAACACCGGAUGAAACUGAAACAAUGAACUUGCUCGUUGACAUGCUGGGUCAGCCGCCGGACGAGCUUCUGGACAAAGGACGAUACACAGGCAAGUUUUUCACCAAGACGUCGUCCGGACGCUGGAAGAUCAAGGAGAAAAAGUUCAGGGCAGGGAGCAACGAUGAUCCAGAAGAGUACCAGCAGUGCAUCCAACUCUUGACGGCCAUGCUGACGAUGUGUGAGAGCCAGAGGAUCACUCCUCAGGAGGUCCUCCAGCAUCCCUUCAUCACCCAGACCUCCCAGUGCAUCCUGAAUAAGACAUACAGCACUAAGAUCCAUCAGUCCAUCAGUCACCACCGUCAAGCUCCCACAAUCCCUCAGUCAACAGAAAUCAACGUCCGUCCUCUAGCAGCACAAAGUGUAGAAAUACACGGAAAGAAAAAGAAGCAGGAAGACACUAAAAAAUCUCCUCCAGUCCCGCCAUCAGGUGUGAUCAUGGUCCAACCUGCAAGAGCUGAAAACACAUGCCAACUGGAAGGUGGAGACGAAGACAGGCCGCCACUGAGAAAGGAAGUCUCAGUACAGCCAAUAAACAAACACAAACAAAGAUCUUCCACCAGCAAGAAACAGUUCCAGCAUCCUAGUCCCAUCAUUAGAACAAAAGUUAUCGCGGUUCGACCUGCAACACCUGAAAACACACAGGAACUAGACGACAAAGACUCAGAGCUGCAAAAAGACAGGCCGCCACUGAGAAAGGAAGUCCCAGUACGGCCAACCAACAAACACAAACGAAGAUCUUUCACCAGCAGAGACGGCCCCAAGAAACAGUUCCAGCAACCUAAUCCAGUCCUUAGAACAAAAGUUAUCGCUGUUCAACCUGCAACACCUGAAAACACGCAGGAACUAGAGGAUGAAGACUCAAAGGUGCAAAAAGACAGGCCGCCACUGAAGAAGGAAGAUAGGCUGAGGCUUACAGAAGGGGAGGGGCUAAAGCAAAAAGAAGAGGAGAGAGAGGGAAGUUUGAACACUGAGGACAAGAAGACACCCCUACCACCAGAAGACGGCGAGGAGAAGAAGAAGAAGAAGAAGAGCCGCUGGCAGAGGUUUUGUUCCUGGAUGAAGAAGAAGAUCUUCUGUCGGGCUGUGGACGUUCUCUAG